Molecule: messenger RNA, 3051 nt
Organism: Octopus bimaculoides (California two-spot octopus)
Lineage: Eukaryota; Metazoa; Mollusca; Cephalopoda; Octopoda; Octopodidae
Cellular component (GO): extracellular region
Molecular function (GO): chitin binding
Source: RefSeq, a predicted model, not a curated record
UGUGACACAGGCGUUGGCGUCGGUGAUAGUGACCAUACGCCAAAUAAUAUAUAAAUAAGAGGAUUUCUUUUGUAAGACAACCAUUUUACUUUCUAAGUUUCCAUGCUAAACAGAUAUAGUUUGAGGACAGCGUAAGAAGAACAACACCAACAUUAUGACAUCUCUUCACAAAAUCUGUCAAUUGCCAGUAUCACAGAGCACUAUUAUGACAAGUUGUAUGAUCAUCAUUGCUGUUCUGAUCAGGUCUUCCCUAAGUCAGUUCGUGUGUCCGGAAAUGUUUGGAAUGUUUCAGUAUCCGGACAACUGUGCUAUGUUCUAUGUUUGCAACUACGGCAUACCUUAUCAACGUACCUGUCCAACCGGUCUUCUGUUUGAUAUCAACCUUGGAGUUUGCCGGCAUUCCGUACAGGUGCACUGCUUUAACGAGACUCAUCAACUCACAGCAGGUUUUACUUGUCCCACCCCAAUUGGGAUAUAUACCGACCCGACAUCAUGUGAGCAUUUUUACUUGUGUGCUAACGGAAGGGGUUUUCGUCAGAAAUGUCCAUUUGGCUUGAUAUUCGACGGUGUUGUGUGUAACUGGAAAAAAGACAACAAUUGUACUCCGACUUGGAAGAGUAGUUUGCGGGAUGGAAUCAAUAUUGAUACGAAACCGAACGAUCCUAGUCGUAGAUCACGAGUUAUAUCAACGAAAAAGAGCUCGGAGAAGCUAGUUCCAUCUACUAAAGAUGAACAUCAACGAAAUCAGGAUGGUGUUAGUUUGCCAACGAGUACGGAGGAAAAUCGAAUAAUUGAUGAGUUUGAGUGGAAUAGAAAGCAGAUGCGUAAUAAAUCAGAUCAAAGCACUGGAAUGGGGAAUUUAACAGAAAAUAAGCAGGGACAACAGCAGCAUCAGCAGCAACGUAAAGGAAACUCUAAUUCAGAACGGCCUAGAGGUGAAGAAAAAACAGUAAUAGGAAAGGCAAAAGUUAAAAAUGUAAAAAAUGCAGAAGAGGAAGGGAAAGAGAAUAAUGAAAACGAUGGAAAUAAAGCAAGAGAUAGAUAUUUAAAAGAAUACCUUGCGAGAGAGGGAAAGCGACGAAAGUUUUUGAAAGAGCUGGAAAAGAAGAGAUCAGAACUGUGGCAAAGACAGCAACAACUGAGAAGAAAACUACUGAGGCAGCAUCAACUACGACAAAGGAAAUUAUUCAUGAUGAGACAGAAACAGCAGCAACGACAACUACAGCAAUCACAAGAAAAGAAGCAAGAUCAACAACGUCAAAACGGAUCAAUUCCACAACUUCAGCAGCACGAAGAACACAAACAACAAGAUCAACAACAACAGCCACAACAAAAAGAAGAACAACAACAACUGCAAAAAGAACAACAAUUGCUUGAAAAUGAAGAUCAUCAUCAUCAGCAGCAGCAUCAACAGGAAAAACAAGAACAAAGUACACCGAGAAAUAGAAAUCUGAAAGCAAAUGAGAUCAGGGAUAUCUGGAGUAAAUCUGACCAAAGUAACACUUCAAAGUCAGCGUGGAAACCGAAUUCCAGUAAAGGGAGUAGCCACACAGAAAAAGGUUUAUAUCCUUCUCUCUUUCAUUCAUCUGUCAGCAAUCAGAUUUUCCUCGUGAACCAACAAAUUAAACCAAACUACACAAACGACAAUAUAGACGACGGCGGUAUCGUGAAAGACAGCAAAAGCAGCAACAGUAAUGCCAGCCGAAGCAACAAUAAUAACAUUAAUAGCAACAGUAUUAACAAAGCAGUAAGUUCAGGAAACGCCAGAUAGAAAGGGAAAAAAAGAAAAUAAACUCGCAUGCGCGCGCACACUCAAGGACACAGUCUCUCUCUCUCUCUCUCUCUCACAUACACACGCACACACACACACACACACAUGCAUACACACACAUACACACACAUACACACAAACGCACACAAUGUGAAUUCAAUAUCCUACAAUUAAGAAACGACAUAUCUUAUCUGAUUUACAUCUUCUACAAUUUCAUCUGAGGAAGUGACAUUUGUAAAUAGUGGAAAAUAAGGGCAACAACAACAACAACAACAAGCGGCAACAUAAAGAACAACAGCUGCGCGGACUAAAGUUCCAGUUAUUUUAACAUUGAAUACAACAAUGCUUCGAUUAUAGCAUAAAUAUACCAAAAAUACGAACUCAUGUUAGUACAAUUCACAAUUAUUGUAGUAACUUAUUUAUUCCUGUGACCAGAAGAAUGAUUAAAAAAAGAAAGACAACAAAUAAUAAUAUUAAAAAACAAACUGUGAGCCAUUAAACAGAAAUAUUAAUUUGCUGUUUACACUCAAUCUAUGUAAAUUUAUAAUAUAUUUUGUACAUAACCAAAAAUGGCAUUCCAGUUCUUUCUGUACUGGAGAAUGAUUAACCAGCUCUUCGAGAAUAUUGUUUCCAUAAAAUAGCUUUGUCAUUUUGCUGUUGUAAUAAAAUACUGAAAACAUUUUAUACAACCACUAUUUUAAAACAAUUGUUUCUUUUGUCUUUAUACAAUACGGCAUCAGAAUGUUAUAGACCAUACAGUUCUUUGAGUGAACUAUUUGAAAUAUAAUUCUGUAGAAUAUGAACCUAAAUUGCAGUAAGUUUUCAUUUGCAUUCUGCAAAAAUGGAAUUUCAUUUCGAUUUUUCUCAAAGUUUCGGGAUCCCUAUUUAUGCUCUUUCGAGCUUAUUGCCUUUCACUUCUCUUUUUCUAAAAAAUAUUUAUUCUAUUUCUAUUGUAGAAUAUAUUUUAAAUAACCUUACGAUUAAACUCGAGCCUGGGGUUUUAAUUCUCGAAUUAAUCCCUUCACUUUACUCAGAGCAACAGGAGUAAAUUUUUGCUUUCAAACAAGAAAUUAAUUUUGUAAAUUUUGACACAACAAACUUUUAUACAAAUUUUCUUGGUAUCAAUUAUUUGAUAUUUGAUCCAAAUCCUUAAAUGAAUGCUUAGGUCUCACUAUCUAAUCUAUUGAUUCAGUGUGAUUUAAUUUGAUUAUCGAGGAAGAUUAUAUGUUCUCAAAGUUUAGCUGUUUAUCUUUCUUCUCUCAUUAAUUCUAAUAAAUGAC